AUGAAGAAGGCUUUACUAAAGUGAAGAAGAAGAGGAGCAGCAGGCUAUAGAAGAUUAAAAGAUAUUUUAGAGAAGAGAAUUGAGAAAAUUAAGGGAAUUGACGAUUUUGAGAAAGUUAAGGAGAUGUAUGAGAGUUUGGACUAUGUUUUUGGAGUUGAUGUUAGGGUAGAUGAGUUUUGGAUUAAGGAUUUUGAUAGAGCUCGCGAUUUUGUGGAAUAUGAUGGGUUUUAAGUUUUGAGGAAAGAAGUUUGAGAGGAAUUAUAAGGAUAAUGAAUUCUUCAGAAAGUUCAUUUUGUUUUUAAAUGAGUAUAUGAUGAAGAUCGAUUCUAUUGGCGGUCAUGAUAAGGCAAAAGAAAUUUUGAAACAAAUUAUGAUUUUCUUAAAAUAAGUUCGGAGAUGACUCUAAAGAUCUCGUGAUAUUAACCAUAAACAACUCAAGUAUUCUUUACAAAAGGAGUGAUCAGCCAAAAUAAGUCCAUUGAUUGUUUACUGCAAGCAUUUUCUAUCAUGAAAGCAUACCCUAUUUCUCAAUGAAUGCCUUAUUUUUCAGAAUCUGAGGAAGCAAAGAAAGCUGUUGUUAUAGGAAAGCCAUAUAUCAAAACUUGCAUAAAUUUAACGGCCAUCUAUAAUUUCCAAAGUGAUCAUGAGCAAGCUUCUAAACUAGCCAAGCUAGCUAUAGAAGCCUGUAAGAUUGACCUCAAAAAUUUACAUGAUGAAGAGGGUUCUGUGAAAUCAGCUGACCCUCUCAUUACCCUGAAGAGCAAAUUAAGAGACGAAGUCACAGAUCUUCUGAUUCUUGCUUAUUUCAACCUCGGCAGUGAAUACGAACACUUGAAAUUAUUUAAGAAAUGCUUAGGGCCAUUCAAGAAUUGUCUAUGAUUAAUUAAGAAGAGAAAUACCAGAGAUCCUACUCAUCAGAAAAUUAAGAGAAUCCUAAGCUUGGCAAUAGCAAAAUAUGAGAAGUAUCUUUUAUGGUUUAAAAAAGAUGCAUCCUUUUCUAAUUUAUCCCACAGUCGCGGUAGUUUCUCUAAGUCUAAUUCCAAAGAUGGAGUACUAAUAAGCUCCAAGACGCAAAAUAAGUUCUUUGUGAGUGCCAAAAAGUCUAGUGUCAAAAGAAUGAAUAAGGUUGCUUUUAUUUCCAACUCAAAACUCUCAAUAGAUUCCAAGUUUGAAAUCCCAAAGACAUCUGCUUGAAAAAUUAAAAAGACUAAGUUACUCAUGCCUAAAUAUACUAAAAGUCCGAAAUUUGAAGAACCCAAGACUCGGUUUGCCACUCUGAACUGCAAAGGCAGCCAGAUAAGUAGGACAAUGGAGAAGAGGACUUGUACGCCACAGAAGAAGGCUUGCCUGAAGCUGAGGAAGUCUCAACUUGGAAACUGGAAGAAGAGAAUUAGCCUACAGAAAGGGAAUUCAAAGGUGCUUAAGUGGAAAGAUAAGCCAAGAUCAGCAGUCAAAAGAGGGAAUCCAGCAAUAGCUCUCAAGAAGUUGUUGGAGUCAACCACCUUUGUGGUCAAUUAGAAUGGUUUGUGAGUAGAUUUGAGAGACAUGAAAGAUUAGAUUUAAGGGUUGAAUGGGAAAUAAAGGCAAUUGUUCAUUUUUCCGAAAAUU
This is a messenger RNA of Moneuplotes crassus, 1608 nucleotides long. Lineage: Eukaryota; Ciliophora; Spirotrichea; Euplotida; Euplotidae. The record is from the annotation of a GenBank genome assembly.